GAAGUGUUUAUAUGCAUGCGUAGUGUUUCUGUUCAGCAUAUUGUUCUGACAACUGAUUCUCAUUUGAUUUUCUUGUUUGGAAGGAUGCAGGUGCUUUUACAGGUUAAUGUUGGUGUUGAAUUUUUGAAAAAUCCUGUCCUUGAAAUUCUUCAAUUUGAGAAAUAUAAUGACAAAGAUUUGAUUUCUGAGAACCAGACGAAUGCAGCAUCUGUGGACCAGGACCCAUGUGGAGACCUGUUAAAAUGGUUACUUCCUUUAGAUAACACUCUUCCACCACCAGCUCGUCCACUUUCUCCUCCCAUAAGUUCCAAUACAGGAUUUGGAAGUACAGCUCAAAAAUCCAAUCUCACUUCUUCGUCCGGUUCACAACUUUUCUCUUUUGGCAACUUUAGAAGCUACUCCAUGUCAUCCCUGCCCCAAAAUAGUACCCCACCUCCUGCAUCUGUCAAAUCUUCUGGUUCUAAACCAAGCUUUAAUCCUGAAGAUUGGGAUCAGUAUUCAUCUCAAAAGCUUCGGAAGAGUCAAAAGACUGAUGCUGAAGAGCUUUUAUCUUUCCGUGGUGUGUCAUUGGAGCGAGAAAGAUUUUCUGUUCGCUGUGGACUGGAAGGCAUCUAUAUGCCAGGAAGAAGAUGGACCAGGAAACUAGAAAUUAUACAACCUGUAGAAAUUCAUUCUUUUGUUGCUGACUGCAAUACUGAUGACUUGCUCUGUGUCCAAAUAAAGAAUGUUACUCCAGCACAUGCACCAGAUAUUGUGGUUUAUAUAGAUGCUAUUACAAUUGUUUUUGAAGAGGCUUCAAAAGGUGGACAACCACUAUCACUUCCAAUUACGUGUAUUGAAGCAGGAACUGAUCACAGCUUGCCAAAUCUAGCCCUCAGGAGGGGUGAAGAGCAUUCUUUUAUCCUCAAACCCGCGACAUCUUUGUGGAGAAGCAUUAAGGCAAAUGGUGAAAAAAGUACUCAAUCAUCACAGUUACCUACUGGAAUUACAUCAAGUUUACAUCUUUCUCAGACUGUUGAAGGAAAGAGAAAGGUUUUUACUGCAGAUCAAUAUGCUAUUAUGGUCUCAUGUCGGUGCAACUAUUCUGAAUCAAGAAUGUUUUUCAAGCAGCCCACAAGUUGGCGACCACGUAUCUCCAGGGAUCUUAUGAUCACUGUUGCAUCUGAAAUGUCUGGUCAACACCGGCCUAACGGAGGAUCUUAUCAGCUUCCUGUUCAAGUGUUAACGCUUCAGGCUUCAAACUUGACAUCAGAAGAUCUAACUUUGACAGUUCUUGCCCCAGCUUCAUUUACUUCACCACCCUCAGUGGUCUCAUUGAAUUCUUCACCCACUUCACCUAGAAGUCCCUUUAUCAGUUUUCCUGAGAAUACAAGUUCAAAUGGGGAUAAACGUUUCUCUACAGUGCAGAGGUUGAGCUCAGCACCCGCUUCAUCUGGAAAUCAGAAACUGGAUGAUCAUAGUGGAGCUCGAUCUGCUUCAUUCAAUGAGUUGGCUUCUCCCAGAUCCGACAUCAUUCCUAGUAGCAGUGUAGGUUGUACACACCUGUGGUUACAAAGUAGAGUACCGUUGGGAUGCGUACCCUCUCAUUCUACUGCAACCAUCAAGCUUGAGCUUCUUCCGCUGACCGAUGGCAUCAUUACUCUGGACACCUUACAGAUUGAUGUCAAGGAAAAAGGUAAUCUCUUUCUGCUUAUGUCUUGCUCUGCUUUUUUUACAGCCCCACCAUUGAAACACCAACUCCAUUAUUGCUGUAACGCCCGUACUUUUCAUAAAUUACUAAUUUAGUUACAAGCGUUAAAA
Cannabis sativa is the source of this 1800-nucleotide messenger RNA. RefSeq lists its product as uncharacterized. The transcript has 6 exons. Lineage: Eukaryota; Viridiplantae; Streptophyta; Magnoliopsida; Rosales; Cannabaceae. The coding region runs from base 16 to 1785 and encodes 589 amino acids. The record is from RefSeq and is a predicted model, not a curated record.